Plasmopara halstedii is the source of this 3579-nucleotide messenger RNA. Its product is annotated as kinesin-like protein kifc3-like. Gene Ontology annotation, biological process: microtubule-based movement. Bases 1 to 3579 code for a protein of 1192 amino acids. The transcript is spliced from 2 exons. Gene Ontology annotation, molecular function: microtubule motor activity; microtubule binding; ATP binding. The record is from RefSeq and is a predicted model, not a curated record. Lineage: Eukaryota; Oomycota; Peronosporomycetes; Peronosporales; Peronosporaceae.
AUGGAGAGCGGAUCAGAAGAUGAAGAAAGCAUUGUGUGUUUGCGUGAAGAAAUUCGUAAGAAAACGCAAGAGCUUAAGCAGAUGCAAGACGAAUUUGACGAGUACACGCAAUCUAGUCAUGAGUUAGAGCUGGAGCUGGAGCAGGAACUGUCUCGCGUCGAAAAACGCAAUGUACACUUACUUACCAAGAAUCAAAAUUUGGAGCGCGAUCUGCAGCUUACGCGUGGGAAGCUGGAAGAAGCGCUGGAUCAAACUCGCCAGUUCGAGAAUGAGCUCCAAGUCACCCGUCUCGAGUUAGACACAGCUGUACAGGCGCUUCGCAAACUCGAGCAGCAGCAAGACGACCUUGAGACGCAAGUGCGUGUUCUGCAAGCUACUGAGUCUGACCUGCGACACAAGAUGGAACGCGAAAUUGAAGAAAAGGUGUUCUUGCUGAGCGACCAAGAGGAGCUUCAACGUGAGCACGAAUUGGCCGCAGAGCGGUUUCGAACGGAGAUUAUGGACCUUAAGUCCGAACUUUACGCGCUACAACAGAAAUUUGAGGAUGCUACAGCAACGUCAGAGACGUUUUCGGGAAACGACAGUAUGGCCACGACACGUAGCCCUUCCGAGGAUGACGAUGAUGGCUACGACUCAAGCUAUAACGCAAAUUCACUCCACCAAUUGACGGUACACGAACGUGACGAGAUUGGUCGCGAGGUUCUCAUCGAGUCGCUGCGAGAGGAGAUUAAAGCCCUCUCAACAAGUUUUCAGGACGAGUUAGAGGCCCGCACAGCCGCAGAAGCCGAGCUACGGCAACUGCGCGAUAGUCUUGCCCACAUGGAGGCAAUGGAAGCAGAAAUAACUGAAAUGACGGAUGAAUUGAUCGGCAAAUCACAAGAUAUUCGGAGUCGUGACGAGCAAAUUGAAGACCUUCGAGAGGCCCUACUUAAGCUUCAAUCCGAGUUGGUCACAGCUAAUGACGGAAGCAUCGAGUUUACGGACGAACGUGAGGCCACGCAGCGUCAGCUUGACGACAAGGAAAAGGAAAUUAUCAAUUUAAGAGACGAACUAGACGUUCUCAAGUCGCAAUGUGAUGACCUCGCUGAAAAUGAAUGUCAACUGAAAGAACAGCUCGAACACGAGACUGAAGCCGCGGAGGAGUGGAAGGAUCAAGUGGAGACAUUAAAGAGAAAAAUGGAUAAAAGCAAACAAGAACGAAUCGAUCUUGAAAAAAAAGUGCAAUUUGACGAGAGUGAAAUGACUCAACAUCGCCAGGAAGUGCAAAAGCUUCACAGCAUGAAUCUUGAUCUUCAAAAGCAGCUCAAUGAAUUGAAAAAGAGAUCUCAAGAGAUUGAGCUUUCAUCGGCGUUAUCGACUGCUCCGAUUGUUGCACCUCUUAUCGAGAAGGAGGUAGCUGAGUCGAAGCGGCUGAUCAUCGAAAUUAAAACGCUGCGAACAUCUUUGAACUCUUUGUCGGCUGAAAAUGCUCGACUAAGGAACCAAGAGGGCAUGCCUUCGAGUGUGGUGCCAGCAAAGCGGGUGUCUGCUGACGUGCUGCAAUUGAAUUUUACACCUGAGCAGCUUGCUCGUAAAUAUUUGGCUGAACGAACGCGUAAUGCGUCUCUGCUGUCGCGUUUGCAGACUGUUUGCGGAAAUAUUCAAGUAUAUUGUCGAGUGCGACCGAUCAUCAACGAAGAAUUGGAUAAGUCGUGGGGGUCAAAGCUGGCAGUCAAUGUGGUAAACCAAUCUGAUUUGGCAGCUUUGGAUAUUCGACAGGAGCGCUCGUUUUCUACCGACUCGGAUGGUACAACUGUCAGCAAUGAAAAUACAGAGACCUUGACAAGCAAUAGCACUUGGAAAGUUUUUACAUUUGAUCGAAUCCUGGGCCCAGAAGAGACUCAAAACGAUGUUUUUCGUGAGGUGGAGCCCAUUGCACAGUCAGUUGUAGAUGGUUUUAAGGCGUGCAUUUUUGCGUAUGGGCAGACGGGUUCAGGAAAAACUUACACAAUGGAAGGUACCUCGAGCGAUCCCGGAUUAAACUACAGGAUAAUUAGCCACCUCUUCCAAUCGAUUCAUUUGCGUGGGGCUAUUUACACUCCUGAGGCUGCUAACAAUCAAGUUAAAGACGACGACGAGAUGAACGGUUUGCAAGGUACCGUUGAUUCUCUCAUGUACCACAUUCAAGUUGGCGUGCUAGAAAUCUAUAACGACUCAUUACGAGACCUGAUCAACACAAAUAAUUCCAAAGGCCUUGAGAUCCGGCACGACUCAUCGACAGGUGAUAUUCAUGUUCCUGACCUGACUAUGGCGACCGUGUCCUCUCCUCAGCAAACAAUUGACGUGCUUCGAAAUGCGCAAAGUAACCGUAUUACAGGAAAGACGAACUCAAACAUGCACAGUAGUCGAUCGCAUAGCAUUGUAAUUUUGCAAAUUUCGAAACGCAGGCCAGAAAGUAGCUAUCCUGACCAAGAUCCGGCAGAAGUUGGCGUUGAAGAAGAAGGAUGCGGUAAGCUAUAUCUUGUGGAUUUGGCUGGUUCGGAGAGGGUCAAGAAAAGUAACGUGAGUGGGGAAAUGCUGAAAGAAGCUGCUCAUAUCAAUAAAUCCCUCUCCGCCUUGGCCGAUGUGAUGGAGGCAUUGGACAAGAAGAUGGCGCACGUUCCAUACCGUAACUCAAAACUAACGUAUUUGCUUCAAGAUGUGCUGAAUUCGUCGUGCAAGACUGUGAUGAUUGUGAACGUCGGUCCAACUAUCGAAAACGCAAGCGAAACCUAUCGAUCACUCCAGCUGGCCGAACGUGUGCGCAAUAUUGUGGUGGGUAGGAACCAGAUAGUGAAGAAUAAGAAGGAUAUUCUAUCGGCCAAAAAGGCUUUCGCUGAGUUGCAGUCAUUGAAGCAGCAGAUGCAGAUCUCCAAGAGAAAAUAUAUGCAGUCUCAGCAGUCUGUGGUUGCUCUGAAACGAGACCAGAAGAACCAGUCGGAAAAACAGUCGGCAACGCUGCAGAACCGGCUUAAGUCAUGGGAAACACAGAACGAGAGUCUUAAAGCUCAAAAUGAUUCUUUGAAGAAGCUUGUGGAUGACCUUAGUAUCCAGCUGAAAGCGGAGCGAGACAUCAAGUCAAAAGAGGCGGAACAGCGCGAAACUGCUCAGCGAUUGCUACGACAACAAAACGCAAAAACUCGCGUAUCUUCAUCACAGCAGGAGGCGCUUCAAGAGCUGCUAAAGGAGCGUGAUGAAGAUAUCAAAAGGCUACGAAUGCAGCUGACCGAAGCUAGACGAAGAAGUACUAGCUCACUGAUACCGCGGCUUCCGGUGUCGUCGCCUCCGAUGAAAAAGUCGAAAAACGCUCGACCUUCUAGCUCACCUGGUUCAAAUCAGCAAGAUGGCGAAAGUGUGGGUGGUACAAGUCGUAGUUCAAAGGCUCGUACCGUCGUCAGACGAUCAUCCGGAUCACGCUUGCAGCUAAACAUUACAUCGAGUAAUGACACUGGCACAGAUCAAAGUGGAUCAAUCAGCAAACGUGGAAGUUCGCAGGGCUCAGCAAGACUGCCAACAUUGAUGCGAGCAACGUCCUCGUCAAAAUCUGGUGCUUGGAAAUAG